AUGGCGUUUCUCGGUUUCGGUUUCACUCAGUGUUUGGCUCCUCUCUGUAAUGCUUCAGAGACCAUCGAUCCGAUUCGUGAACCUCUUCCAAUGUACGGACACUCCGAGCCCAUGACCAUGCCCAACCCGAUCCCCGCCGGUGGCGACGACGAUGCCGCCGGCCCCGGCGUCGACUCCAUUGACAACGCCCACAUUCACUACGAACCCCAUACGCUCGAGGACGGCGGCGUCGUCGCCGUCGUCGAGGAUGUAAGCUCCGACCCCGUCUACGACGUCGGUAGCUCCGAAAUGCGUGCUCAGCCGUACGACGGCUCCAGUCAGCUCACGCUCUCGUUUCGUGGCCAGGUCUUUGUUUUUGACGCUGUUACGCCUGAGAAGGUUCAAGCAGUGCUAUUACUGUUGGGGGGCAGCGAAUUAUCUUCCGGCCCUCAAGGUGCGGAGUUGGUAUCUCAGAAUCAGAGGGGUACAGAAGAUUUUCCCAUACGAUGUAGUCAGCCUCACAGAGCAGCGUCAUUAAGUAGGUUUCGUCAAAAGAGAAAAGAGCGAUGCUUUGAUAAAAAAGUCAGAUAUAGUGUCCGCCAAGAAGUUGCACUCAGGAUGCAGCGUAACAAGGGGCAAUUUUCUUCUUCAAAAAAGUCAGAUGGAGAUUAUAGCUGGGGUAAUGGCCAGGAGUCAGGGCAGGAUGAUAGCCAUGCAGAAACUUCCUGCAAGCAUUGUGGAAUAAGCUCAAAGUCCACACCAAUGAUGCGGCGUGGGCCAUCUGGUCCAAGGUCUCUUUGCAAUGCUUGUGGGCUUUUUUGGGCAAACAGGGGGACUUUGAGGGAGCUUUCCAAGAGAACCCAAGAUCAUUCUGUGACUCCAGCUGAGCAGGGUGAAGCUGAUACUAAAGAUUUGAACAGCGUAACUGCCAUCGAUGCACACAACAGUCUUGUUCCCUUCUCUAAUGGUGAUAGCUCAGCUUUAGUUGCUGAACAGUAGGUUGUUUCAUUAAAAGGCCAAACUUGUCCCUGGCAGUGGCAUCAUUCAAGUAGGUUCUCUCGUAAUUUUCGUUUUGAUUGUCUAAUCUUAAUGUACAGCUAUAAUAGUACCUUGAUCAAUACAAGAAGCCAGCUAUUUAUUCCUUCUUC
This is a messenger RNA of Prunus dulcis (almond), 1127 nucleotides long. Its product is annotated as GATA transcription factor 25. Gene Ontology annotation, molecular function: protein binding; sequence-specific DNA binding; zinc ion binding. The record is from RefSeq and is a predicted model, not a curated record. Lineage: Eukaryota; Viridiplantae; Streptophyta; Magnoliopsida; Rosales; Rosaceae. Bases 1 to 978 code for a protein of 325 amino acids. The transcript is spliced from 8 exons. Gene Ontology annotation, biological process: regulation of DNA-templated transcription.